CUUUCGUGUAGAUUCGCUUCAGCCCAGUUCGGUUCGCAUCUGUCGAGCGAUGAGGAAUCUCGUCUACAGGCGCCGCGGAGAAGAAGUAGGCGGAGGGCUGAGCUUCAUUUUGACGAUCUGACCCCGUGGGAACUUCGCGAAAGUUGCCGGACCGUAAACACAACGUACCGGACCGUAAACACAACGCUGCUUCCUGUGACACACAUGAGACGCAGAGCGGAUUUGGGGAUUUGAGGAAGCAUGAUUUUCAGCACGAUUCGACCAGGGACCUGCAGAGCGUGGUGGUCUCGGGUUUCAUGGAGGCAGGAUCCAUGUUCCUUCUCCUCCGUGCCCUCCCAGCCGGUGCCCCCACUGGCCAACACCUUGCAGGGCUAUCUGAGGGCCCUGGAGCCCCUGCUGCCCCCCGAGGAGCUCAGACACACCCGCAGGACGGUGCAGGAGUUUGGCAGGCCGGGCGGCCUUGGGGCACACCUGCAGGAAGGGCUGGAGAGGAAAGCCAGGCACACCAGGAACUGGAUCUCGGACUGGUGGGUGCAGUGGGCGUACUUGGAGAGCAGACAGCCCCUGCCUGUGCACUCGAACCCGGCCAUCUCUCUGCCCAGGCGAGACUACAACGACUGGAGGAGCCAGCUGGUGUUUGCAUCUAAACUGAUAGCAGCAGUUCUGGACUUUAAGGCCAAAAUAAACAACGGCCAACUACCGGUCGAGUACAUGCGGGGGAAGCCUCUGUGCAUGGAGCUCUACCCGCUCCUCUUCUCCUCCUGCAGGAUCCCCGGUCCCAAACACGACCACAUCGCCCACUACGGCCGCACCCGCCGCUCGCCAACACACAUCACGGUCGUCCGGAACUACCAGUUCUUCCAGCUGGAGGUUUACAACAGCGACGGUUCUCGGAUGACGGAGAGUCAGAUCCACAGCCAGCUGCUGAGGAUCAGGUCUCAGUCCUGGAAGACCGACAAGGAGCCGAUGGGCAUCCUGACCAGUGAGCACCGCCACACCUGGGGACAGGCCUACAACCGCCUGCUGAGAGAUAAACUAAACAAGGAAUCCGUUCGGCUGAUAGAGACAGGGCUUUUCUCCUUGUGUUUGGAUUCUCCAGUGAUGAGGAUAUCAGAUGAGAAGUAUGCGAGCCGCAAAGCAGCUCAGGUUCUGCACGGAGGCGGGACGUUCUCCAACAGUGGCAACCGCUGGUUCGACAAAACGCUGCAGUUUGUGGUGGGCGAGGACGGCUCAUGGGGUCUUCUGUAUGAACAAGCCACAGCUGAGGGUCCACCCAUAGCAACACUGCUGGAUCAUAUCCUGGAGUACUGUGACAAACCAGACCCGAAGAGAGCGCCACUGAUCCCUCUGCCGAUGCCCAAGAAGCUUUACUUUCACAUAGACCGAGAAAUCAAGAGAGACAUUGAGCACGCCAAGCAGAACCUGGAUAUAUUGAUCAACGACCUCGAUGUCAACGUGUUCAACUUCAAGAGGUUCGGCAAGGAGCUUCCCAAGAAGCACAAACUGAGUCCAAAUUCUUUCAUCCAGGUGGCCCUGCAGCUCACCUACUACAGAGUUCACAAUGAGGUCUGUCCGGCCUGUGACAUCGCCUCUCAGCGGAUGUUUCGAGGAGGAAGGACAGAAUUUAUUCGCUCGCCAACAAAUCAGACGCUCAAGUUCAUUCUGGCCUUUGACGAUCCAUCUGUAUCGCGGGAAGCAAAACUACAACUGUUGAGAGAAGCUGUUGACGCCUACACGGCUCUGACUGCUCUGGCACUCAAAGGUCACGGCAUAGACCACCACCUGCUGGGGCUCAAGCUGCAGGCCAUCGAGGAAGGACUGAGCAUUCCCAAAAUCUUCAUGGAUACGGCGUACGGGCUGGCAACGCAUUGGAAACUCCGAACAGGGCAGGUGCCUGCGAACACAGACAGCGUGAUGUGUUUCGGGCCCCUCGUUCCGGACGGCUACGCCAUUUGUUACAACCCCCAGGCGGACCACGUCCACUUCUCCAUCACCGCCUUCAACUGCUGCGAGGAGACUCAUGCAGAAACAUUAGCCGUGACUCUGAAGGAGACCUUGUGUCAGCUACAGGAGCUACUGCAGCCUACCGUGUAGCGCUGCUCCUACACUCUGUCCGGCAGGGUAAACCCACUCGACUGCCCCAGGAAGAAAAACAAUUUUCUUUCAUUUUGACGUCUUGAGGAGGCUUGUUUUUUGACAUAGAUGUUUUUUCGUGUAUGCCACUUAAUUCUGAGAGAGUCAGGACACAGCGUCUCUGAGGAGUAUUUGAUGCUUCCCCUUUUUUUUUUUUUUUUUUUUUUUUUAAAGCAAUAAAUCUUUUUUUCUAGCAAGCGCUAAGUAAGCCAGCUGCAUAAUAGUUGCUACAGUGGAUGCACUUGUCUCGUAUUUGUGUCUCUGGGUGAAAGCAAAACCAAGUUGAAGCCAACCUGACACUCCAGCAUAAAUCACAACAAGCCAAACACAUGCGCGUUGAAACUGACUGCACUCCUUUUACAAGUCAUGACCAUGAUGACCGGUAGCCUGCGUGGUGCCUUAUACACGGAAUAAAUAUGUUCUAUGUUUUGUGCUGCCAUCGGAGAUAAUUGACAAAUGAAUGAAUCCCUCUGAUUGUGUAAAUCAAAAUGUCUUUUUAAAAAUGAAUAAAAGCCAGACACCUGGUCGUUAUUGGUGACGAUACAGAGAAAUUA
This is a messenger RNA of Xiphias gladius (swordfish), 2687 nucleotides long. RefSeq names its product carnitine O-acetyltransferase b (gene cratb). Gene Ontology annotation, biological process: carnitine metabolic process, CoA-linked. The record is from RefSeq and is a predicted model, not a curated record. Bases 241 to 2094 code for a protein of 617 amino acids. Lineage: Eukaryota; Metazoa; Chordata; Actinopteri; Istiophoriformes; Xiphiidae. Gene Ontology annotation, cellular component: peroxisome. The transcript is spliced from 16 exons. Gene Ontology annotation, molecular function: carnitine O-acetyltransferase activity.